GUGGCUGUGGGAGCGGGCGGGAAGCGGCGCUGGGAGCGGGCCGGGCCGGCCGGGAUCCGCCAUGUGAGAGCCCCAGACAGCCCCAGCAUGUAACAUAAUAGAAAAAAAAUCCACUAGUAUAUUGUGAUACAUUGGAUAUGCUUCCUGCAUCUGAAGUCAAUGGAUGAUGUUGAGAUCUGUUUGUUCAAUUGGAAAAGCAGAUUGCUCUUUACAUCUGUAGAAAUGGACAGCAGCAGUUUCAUUCAGUUUGAUGUGCCGGAGUACAGCAACACUGUUCUGAGCCAGUUAAACGAACUCCGCUUGCAAGGGAAACUCUGUGACAUAAUCGUGCACAUCCAGGGUCAGCCGUUCCGAGCCCAUAAAGCUGUCUUAGCUGCCAGUUCUCCAUAUUUCCGCGACCAUUCAGCAUUAAGCACCAUGAGUGGCCUAUCCAUAUCAGUUAUUAAAAACCCCAAUGUUUUUGAACAGUUGCUUUCUUUUUGUUACACUGGAAGGAUGUCCUUGCAACUGAAGGACGUUGUCAGUUUUCUGACUGCAGCUAGCUUCCUACAGAUGCAGUGUGUCAUUGACAAGUGCACACAGAUACUGGAGAGUAUUCAUUCAAAGAUCAGUGUUGGUGAUGUUGAUUCUGUUACUGUUGGUGCCGAAGAAAAUUCAGAGAAUCGUAAUGGCGUUAAAGACAGCAGCUACUUUGCCAACCCUAUUGAGAUAUCUCCUCCCUAUUGCUCUCAGGUGCGACAGUCAACAGCAGGCAGCGACCUUCGGAUGGAAACUACUCCAGGCAAAACUCUUCGUAGCCGUCUGCAAGAAGAAGGGCAUUCAGACCGAGGCAGCAGCGGGAGUAUCUCUGAAUAUGAGAUUCAGAUUGAAGGUGAUCAUGACCAAGGAGACCUGAUAGUAAGGGAAAGUCAGAUUGCAGAGGUGAAAGUUAAAAUGGAAAAGUCUGACAGACCAAGCUGCUCUGAUAGCUCUUCCCUUGGUGAUGAUGGAUAUCACACUGAAAUGGUUGAUGGAGAGCAGGUGGUCGCAGUAAACGUUGGUUCCUAUGGGUCUGUCUUACAACAUGUUUAUUCAUUUACUCAUGCCUCAUCACAGGUGACAGGUGUGUCAGAAACCUUUGGAAGCAUGAGCAAUACAAGUCCUUCAAGGUCAAUGCUGAGCUGUUUCAGAGGGGGUCGUGCACGCCAAAAACGAGUACCUACAGGUCACUUGCAUAGUGAUGUCCAGGGCUUGGUGCAAGGGGCUGACAGUGAAUCCAUGGUGAGUAAUCCAGGAUAUGAAAAUAGUCCACGGGAAAGAAAUGCAAGAGGUCAUUGGUAUCCAUACAAUGAGAGGCUAAUUUGUAUUUACUGUGGCAAGUCUUUCAACCAGAAAGGGAGCCUUGAUCGACACAUGCGAUUGCACAUGGGAAUAACUCCUUUUGUGUGCAAGUUUUGUGGAAAGAAAUAUACCCGUAAGGACCAACUUGAGUACCAUAUUCGUGGUCACACAGAUGACAAACCCUUUCGCUGUGAGAUUUGUGGAAAAUGUUUUCCUUUCCAGGGUACACUAAACCAGCACUUGCGAAAAAAUCACCCGGGGGUUACAGAAGUGAGAAACAGGGUUGAGUCUCCAGACAGAACAGAAGUGUUUGGGGAACAGAAAGUAGAUAACGAUGCUUCAGCUUCUGAAGCCAUGGAUUCUAGUAUGGAAAUCCAUGCAAUGUCUAACACAUCUGAUUAAAAUCUUACAUCUAAGUGAAACAGACAAGCACAUUACUAAUGUAUUUUUAAAGUAUUUUAUUCUUUUAGUAAUCUUCAGUACAAGUGUAACAGCCUUUUCAUUUUCCUGACCUUCUGGAAAUCAGUUAGAAAUGGUUUUUGGAGAAGACUUCAGAAGUAUUCUUUGUUUUUGAAGGAGGCUGAAUUGUUUGGGGUUUGGCUUUUUUGUAUUUGAAGACACUCAGAAUAUAAAGACAGUGUACUGGAGAAAGGCUAGGAAGAGUCUGGUGAAGUAUCUCUGCUGAUUGAUCUGGUGAGAUGCAAAUGCCAGUGGAGAAAGAUAUUAGAAUAAGAUUGGCAGCUCUGCUGAAUGUUCAAAGAAGCUGUAAUUUCCUUUAUUUCUUAAAUCCUGUUGCUGGUAAUGAGUUACACAGCAGUUGGGAGAGAGAAUAUUACAGCUUUGAUUCCUCUCCUGUUACAAUGAAAUCUGUUCACUCUUACUAACUGGCUUUGUUAGUGAGACUGUUUAUAUAUAUAAAUUUGCUUUAUAUAUAUAAAAUGCUUUCACUUUCCCUUUUCUGUGUCAAAGCUAAUACCAUAUGCCACUUUGUCAACUGUUAGGACUUCUCUCUGCUUAGGGUUUAGAACUUCGGACUUUGGAAGGAUGGUUUUGGUUUCAAACAAAUGUUGUUUGGUUUUCAUUUUAUUAAACUAUUACUUUGUGUGCAAAAGUGAGCAAAGUGAAUUACUUUGUUUUAAUAGCUUUGCUUUAUAACAUAUGUAAACCAAAUGCCAUAAAUCUAUUAACUAUGGUUAAAUUGUUGAAAGGUUUUGUUGUCUAGAAUGCAAGCUGGACAACCUGUGGUGCUGACCUUUUUAUAUAUAUAGAGAUAGAUAUAUCUAUAUAUAUAUAUAGAUAUACACAUAUAUAUAUAUAUCUAUAUAUUAAAAAAAAAUAUUAGCAAACCUAAAAGUAGCAUUGUGGUCUAAAAUGUGUUUUUACUGGCCUCAGAAUCUACCUUCAUUUUGUACUGUAGAACCGUACCAGGUAAUUAAACUUAACUUCAUCACUCUUCAUGGUUGGUUAAAACAUGAGAGAGAUGUAGUUUAAAUCACAGUAUUUCCGAGCAGUAUUUUAAUAGGUCUCUUCACAGAGAGCUGCUUUCAGGUGCACGUUGGCUUCCUACUUAAAUUUCCGAGUGAUAUGCCAGCACUUGGAAUUUGUACUUUUUUGUAUAGAAAAACAAAUACUUUAUGGGAAUUUUGAGCAAUAUGUUAUUUCAUGUGUGAGUAUUACAGAGUUGCUAUGGCUUCUCUGUUUUUACAGUGGUUUUUUCUCUAUAAAGAAGCUACCAACAACUUUAAAAAUACUCUAAAUCUUUUUUGUUUCACCAAAUACGUGUUUUUAAUAUGGUGCUAACUUCAUUAUUUAGGUCAGUAUAAUAUAUAACAUGUGAAACAUAAUGAUCAAGGGAAAAAAAUCCCCAAAAACAGACAAACAAAAGCCCCCCUACACAAACCAACUUCCCCAAGAUCCCAACCAAACAGAAAAAAAAGGAAAAAAAAGGAAAAAAAAAAAAAAUAAAAAAAAAACCCAAUCCCAUACCACAAAAAACCAAUGGCUUAAAAGACCUCAAAAGCAUGGGCUGGCAAACACUACUGUUUAACAUUCUACCUGAUGAACAGAAUUAAUUAUUAAACUAAUCACAUCGUUCUUUAGAAUACAGGUUUUAUAUUAUUGGGUCCUAUGUUUGUUUAGCUGAUACUGAAAAUCUGUUUGUGAACGUGCUGUUUAACUUACAAAAAUUAGAGAAUAAAAGUGCAUUUCUAAAUUAUUGGAAAGAAAAAGGUAGGUUUGCUAUCUUGUAAAACUUUUUGGCCUCUGUGAAGCUGGGACGUAUUUGUGCAGCGGCUUUAUUAAAUACACUAGUUCUUCAUAUUGUGACACUCUGCAAUAAGAAUUAAUCUCUCAAACAUGGAUUUACAACCUCCAACUGCCGAAUUGGAGCAGUUUCAGUCAAGUUAAGUGCAUCAUUUGCCUCUUUGUCCUAAAGCUGCCUAAAUAAAGAGGCAGGGGGUGGGGAGAUGUUUCUCUCCUUGAAGCAACAACAGAAAUUUUGUUUCCAGUGAGGGAAGGGAUAGUCUGUGUCUAAAGGCAGGUAGUCUGUAUGUUUACUCACCUAAAAACAUGGUGUUUCUGAUACAGUUUUUCCUUGAGUGUUUGUUUUAAGUAAUUAAAUGCAAAAAGUGUGUUUUGGUAAAUUAAGUUUGAGACAUGCAAAAUCCAAGAAAUGUACAGUUAUUCUUAACCCUUUAUCUUGAACCUGUGCUGUGGUGCCUUUGGUGUGAAUUUUUCCCUGGAAGGAUGACUUGAGGAUAGCAGGAUAUGGGUACAAAUUUAUAUUUCUUGAAUUUCUGUGUCACAAUCUUAGCAUUGUUUAAAUCUAGUUCUUCGUAUUUGUAAAUGUAUGAAAAUGGUUUGAGUUUACCAAAGAGUGACUUAUCCAAAAUUGUCUCAGACAAAAGCAAACAAGAAUACAACAUCAUGUUGAUUGUACAGGUUCAGGUUCAAAACAUUGUAACAGACUGUUAAGGGGCAGGAAAUGAUCCGUUUUCCUACAAGCCGUGGUUCAGCAGUGUGCAAGUCCCUCCCCGCGCGGGCAGCGUUCUUGCCUCCAAGCCAUAGUCCAGCUCCGCGGUCCGGCAGCGCUCCGGGCUCUGCCGGGCACCGCCGUCACCCCUGGCCGCGGCACUGCCACUGUGCCUUGUCACAUAGCGGGGUGCCAGGAUCAGCACUGGCACAGACACGAGGCGGGACCGCCGGGCAAAGGCUGGAAACGCUGUACAGUGUCUCGUGUCUGUGCAGUUCUUAGCACAGGGCUGUUACACGUUUCAUUUACAAUAAAUGCAGAAGUCAAUAGAAUAUGUGAAGAAAAUAAGUAAUGAAAUUAUACAGGCUGGUUCAUAAUUGAGUCUCUUCUUAAUCUACCUUUUAAAUUCUAGACAAAUGUGAAAACAGUGACAGUGUCCUUUCCUCUAGAUGCUUAACCUAUUCUGAUAAACUGUGAAAAUAAAGGAUUUUAUACCUUUGCUAAUGUUUCUGGUUUAAAACUAUUAUUGUAGUUUUCUUUAUCAGUUAUCUCCCAUAUUACUUCUUUUAAACUUGUAAAUACGUUUAGAAAA
This is a messenger RNA of Melospiza melodia melodia, 4883 nucleotides long. RefSeq names its product zinc finger and BTB domain containing 34 (gene ZBTB34). NCBI's taxonomy places the organism in Eukaryota, Metazoa, Chordata, Aves, Passeriformes, Passerellidae. Gene Ontology annotation, molecular function: DNA-binding transcription factor activity, RNA polymerase II-specific; protein binding; RNA polymerase II cis-regulatory region sequence-specific DNA binding. The transcript has 3 exons. Gene Ontology annotation, biological process: regulation of transcription by RNA polymerase II. The record is from RefSeq and is a predicted model, not a curated record. The coding region runs from base 160 to 1722 and encodes 520 amino acids.